Molecule: messenger RNA, 1251 nt
Organism: Echinococcus granulosus
Lineage: Eukaryota; Metazoa; Platyhelminthes; Cestoda; Cyclophyllidea; Taeniidae
Product: UDP-GlcNAc:betaGal beta-1,3-N-acetylglucosaminyltransferase
Exons: 2
Coding region: 1-1251 (416 amino acids)
Cellular component (GO): membrane
Molecular function (GO): hexosyltransferase activity
Source: RefSeq, a predicted model, not a curated record
AUGUGGAAUUUCUCAAGAUCCACUAGAGCCGCCAAUGAGAUAAAACUGCCAUACACCAAUACGAUUCAUUGCAGAUGGCCGCCUUUAACCCUGGACCAUAUUCGCACUGAAAACAACGCUUAUAAUCUUACACUCUGCACGAAACUGCGGACAAAUGCUUCGGAAAAUAGCUCAACCACUACCUAUCUAAUUCAGAGCCUUUUUCGUAAUGUUACGGGUAAAAAGUGGGUUUCCUUUGAGGAAAUCGGCGACUAUGAUCGGUCCAUCUGGAAGCGGGCUAUAUAUCCCAACGUCUAUCGAACCUACCCACAGGAUGUCCCAAUUAAGUACGAAAUUAAGGCAAUUAAAUCUGGGUUUCCUGUUUCUGUGAUGCCCAAUUACAACUUCCCAAUUCACAUUCUGAAUACCAGCAAAUCAGUCUGUUCAGGAAGCACCAAAUACGACCUGGUGAUAAUUGUUAAAAGUGGAGUUUUCGGUUGGGAAAGACGGAAACAGUUCCGUGCAUUUAUGCAACGCCAGAAAGACCUCAAUCCCAACACAAAACUGGGAGUUGUUUUUAGCAUUGGUGUGCCAAGGCAGUAUGGAGGACGCAUGUUCUACCGCGAUGGUCAUACUCUAAUAUUGAGAGGACCAGCUGGUGACAUGAUGGAUAAAUACAUCGGAAGAGGCAGUGAAGUGAUGCAGAAAAUCGAAGAGGAGAUGCGGAAAUACGACGACAUUGUGCUAGCAGACUACGAGGACACCUAUUACAAUCUCACAUGGAAAACGGUGACGAACCUUCGUUGGAUUUCGGCCUUCUGUGAUAAACUACAUAAUGACGUGUUUAUGAUAAUCGACGAUGACCACAGGAUGAAUGUAUCCAUGUUGAUGAAAUUCCUGGCCUCGGUUCCAAGAGACAAAAGGAGGACAUCGAUUUUCGGUCGCAUAGCAAGAAGCGAUGGAGCAUUUCGAUCACCACUAAGUAAGCUGUAUCUUUCAUUUCGGGAAAUUCCAUGGGACGUAAUGUGUGCUUAUCCUCGCGGAUUCUGCCAGUUGAUAGGAGCUGACAUCGUGGACGACAUGGCGAUUGGGUCAGCGUACACGCGGUACAAUUAUGUACACGAAGACGUGUACCUGGGUCUAUUGGCAUUUAAGUUGAGCAUUCACCUAUACAAUAUUUAUAACAUGUUUGACCAUCGAAUGUUUGAACGCAGAUGGCCGACAAAUUCAUCAUUCAUGGUGGCCGAAAGUAGAUAUUGGGACAUUGUUUGA